AUGUAUUUGAUUGUAUACUUCCAAUGUCCAGGUUUAACAGAACCAGCACCAAGAUGGUGUUACUUUUUAAUUGCAUUCCUUAUCUUUGCAUAUCAAACAUUGGACAAUCUCGAUGGAAAACAAGCGAGAAGAACAAAGAGUUCAUCUCCAUUGGGUGAACUAUUCGAUCAUUGUUGUGAUGCACUUAGUGUUGCUAUGUUUGCAUUGGUUAUGUCAGCUACAGUAAGAGUAGGUCCGAAAUGGGCAUUCGUCAGUUGUAUCGUUGGAUUUUGGCCAUUUUAUUUGGCACAUUGGGAAGAGUAUCAUGCAGGUAUCUUGGUGCUUGGUGAAUUCAAUGGACCAACCGAAGCACAAGUACUGUUCAUCAUUGUCGAAAUCAUCACCGGAAUAUUCACUUCUGACAUCUGGACCUUUGGUUCAGACAAGAUCUCCAUUGGACAGAUACUCAUCAUUUUAGUUUCAUUCGGUGGUUUAUUUACCAUUUAUACAAACUUUAGAAAUACUUUUAAACUACAGAAUAGAAUACCAUUUUAUAAAUGUUUGAUACAAUUAACACCGUUUUGUAUCUUUAAUAUUUUAAUUAUAAUAUGGGCAUCUGUAACACCACUCCUGGAAGAGAAACCACAUCUCUUUAUGAUGACAAUUGGUAUCAUUUUCUCAUACAUACAAUCUAGAUACAUCACACAAAGAGUUUGUCAUGAUGAUUGUAAACUUUUCUAUCCAAUAUUAGUACCAUUAGCAGUUGUAGUAUUAAACUCUGUCUUUGCCAAAGGAGGUGUAAAUAUUAUAAGUGAAUCAAUAUUGUUAUGGGCAUUGUUUGCAUUGGCUUGUGCACAAUUUAUGAUAUUUGCUUAUUUCAAUACUAUGCAGCUAUGUGAACACCUAAAGAUCAGAGUAUUUGUCAUCCCAUAUAACCCAGCUGGAGCAACAGGCGGUGAAAUAUCUUCAUCUCUACUAUCAGCAAUCGAAGAAGGAUCAAUUGAACAUAAUGACGAUGGUGAAUUCAGAAACGAUGAGAAUGAUAAGAUUUAA
This is a messenger RNA of Heterostelium album PN500, 1032 nucleotides long. It is a transcript of the gene captB, whose product is annotated as CDP-alcohol phosphatidyltransferase. Bases 1 to 1032 code for a protein of 343 amino acids. Gene Ontology annotation, molecular function: phosphotransferase activity, for other substituted phosphate groups. Gene Ontology annotation, cellular component: membrane. NCBI's taxonomy places the organism in Eukaryota, Evosea, Eumycetozoa, Acytosteliales, Acytosteliaceae. Gene Ontology annotation, biological process: phospholipid biosynthetic process. The record is from RefSeq and is a predicted model, not a curated record. The transcript is spliced from 4 exons.